CCCGGCCCCGCCCCGCCCCGGCCCCGCCCCCGCCGCGGCCCCGCCCCCGCCGCUCCCAGCCUGCCCCGCGCGGGGCCAUGGCGCUGCUCUCCGAUCUCUACCAGCUCUCCAUGGCCUACGGGCACUGGCGGGCCGGCCGCCACCGCCUCCCCGCCGCCGCCGAGCUCUUCUUCCGCCGCGGGCCCUUCCGCGGGGCCUUCGCGCUGGGCGCCGGCCUGGCCGAGGGGCUGCGCUGCCUCCGCGCCUUCCGCUUCUCCGCCGCCGACGUCGCCUACCUGCGCUCCGUCCUGCCCAGCACCACGGAAGACGCCUUCUUCGAUUACUUGGCCACCUUGGACGCUUCGGAAAUCACCGUCUGCGCCGCGCCCGAGGGCUCCGUCGUCUUCGCCAGGGUCCCGUUCCUGCAGGUGAAGGGGCCGCUGCUGGUGGUGCAGCUGCUGGAAACGGCCUUGCUGUGCCUGGUUAACUACGCCAGCCUGGUGGCCACCAACGCCGCCCGCUUCCGAUUCCUUGCCGGCCCGGAGGUGAAGCUGAUGGAAAUCGGGCUGCGGCGCGCUCAGGGGCCGGACGGUGCCCUUUCAGCCUCCAAGUACUCCUACAUCGGGGGCUUCGAUUGCACCAGCAACGUCCUGGCGGGGAAGCUCUACGGCAUCCCGGUGCGCGGCACCGUCGCCCACUCCUUCAUCAUGGCCUUCACCGCGCUGGAGGAGGUGCAGCCCCGGGAGCUGGUGCCGCUGGCAGGAGGAGAGCCAGUGGAUCUCCCAACCCUGGCCGAGUCGUGGCUGCAGCGGGUGUGUGAGCUGCUGCAGACCCCCCCGGAGAAAGCGAACCGGGGCGAGCUGGCCGCCUUCGUGGCUUACGCCAUCACCUUCCCCCACGACUUCCAGGGGCUGCUGGACACGUACUGCGUCAGGAGGAGCGGCUUGCCCAACUUCUGUGCCGUGGCGUUGGCCCUGCACCAGUUGGGGUACCGGGCCAUCGGGGUACGCCUGGACAGCGGGGACCUGGUCCAACAAUCCAAAGAAACCCGUCGAGUCCUCCGAGCCUGCGGCGCUCACUUCCAGGUGCCCUGGUUUGAGACCAUCCCCAUCGCCGUCAGCAACGACAUCAGCGAACGGAGCCUGGAGGAGUUCAGCCGGGAGGGGAGCGAGAUCGACGUGAUUGGCGUGGGGACCAACCUGGUGACGUGUCCCCUGCAGCCGUCGCUGGGCUGCGUUUACAAGCUGGUGGAGGUCAAUGGCUCCCCGUGCCUGAAGCUCACAGAAGACGAGGAGAAGAUGACAAUCCCAGGGUCUAAGACGAUCUAUCGGCUCUAUGACGCUGCUGGUCACCCCUUCAUGGACCUCAUGGCCCUGGAGGAGGAACCCUCGCCCAGCGCUGGGCAGGAGCUGGCGAUCCGCGUCCUGGGGCGGCUUGCUGAGACCACUAAGGUCGUGCCCGCCGCCGUGGAGCCCCUUCACCGCACGUACUUCAGAGAUGGCCAGGUGUGCGAGCCGCUGCCCAGCCUGCCCGAGGUGAGGACCCACGCCCAAGUGUCCCUCAACCGGCUCAACCCCGCUCACCGCCGGCUCCACGAGCCACAAGCCUACCCGGUGGCCGUGACGGAGAGGCUGCACUGCCUCCUCACCGAGCUGCAACAAGCCAGCCAGUGAGGGGGGGGGGAGGCCGCCCCUCACCGCCCCCCCGGCCCCCUGCUCCUCCACGCUCUUUUGAAGACCAAGUGGCUAAUUGGGAAUCAACUGGUUCUAACCCUGCUGCUCCAAGGACUUGGCAGAAACCAGGAGAGCUCCCUGGGGUCCCAGCGGCAAAGCUGGGCGCACCGGGACAGGGCGGGCGGAGCUGGGAGGCAGCUCCCCCCCGUCCACCCCCCUCCCCAUGUUCUCUGGAAGCCCCCGUCCUUCCCUGCCCGCCUCGGUGGCCCUGCCAGCCCUGCCCUUUCUGUGGUGGCAGCCCACGCUUGAAGCUCCUCGGUGGCACUAGAGACCAAGUCUUGAGUGCAGGAGAAGGGGUCCUAGCAGGGGAAGGACCAACUUGUCCCCCCCCCAACCCAUGUCUGGUGGGACACGGGUGGCAGAUGCACUUUGCCCUUCCUCGUUCAGGCUCUGUGGCUGCAUUUCACCUCUCUCCCUUUUAUUCACAUUCCCUGGGGCGUGGAGACCAGCUCCAGGUUGACACCUGAACUCUCUUAACCCAAUGCUCAUAGAGGAAGCGUGGCACUAAUCCCUGCAAUUAGCUUCAUUCUAAGCAAAAAAAGAAAAAAAAAAAAAAAAACAAAACAAAAAAACACAAAAACAGAAAUAAAAGCCUUUACCCACUGUGGCCACACUGCGUGGCUGCCCUGGUCCUUCAAAACA
Messenger RNA from Tyto alba (common barn owl), 2354 nucleotides. RefSeq names its product nicotinate phosphoribosyltransferase (gene NAPRT). Gene Ontology annotation, biological process: NAD+ biosynthetic process. The record is from RefSeq and is a predicted model, not a curated record. Bases 78 to 1652 code for a protein of 524 amino acids. The transcript has 13 exons. Gene Ontology annotation, molecular function: nicotinate phosphoribosyltransferase activity. NCBI's taxonomy places the organism in Eukaryota, Metazoa, Chordata, Aves, Strigiformes, Tytonidae.